AUGCAGGGCAAGCCUCGACUCUCUCGGGCGGCCAAACCUGAGCGCGAAUUUUCGAGAUCGAUUUCGACCCGUACGACAACUCCCAGCGCCAGCCCGCGAGACGACGACAAGAUGGUCCUCGCAAAGAAGCACGUCCCCAUCGUCAAGAAGCGUAUGUCCUUCCUUUUCUCCCUGCUAGUCCCAGCCCAGUCCAGUUCCCAGCCAGAGUACGAUCCGUCGGUUGUCAGUCGUCCAGCAAGCAUGAGGAAUAUAUACGGCACCAAGCGUUUCUGGCGCCACCAGUCCGACCGCUUCAAGUGCGUGCCGGAGUCAUGGCGCAAGCCCAAGGGUAUCGACAACCGCGUCCGUAGACGCUUCCGUGGCAACAUCCCCAUGCCCUCCAUCGGCUACGGAUCCAACAAGAAGACCAAGCACAUGAUGCCCUCCGGCCACAAGGCUUUCCUCGUCCACAACCCCAAGGACGUUGAGCUUCUGUUGAUGCACAACCGCACCUACGCCGCUGAGAUCGCCAGCGCCGUCUCCUCCCGCAAGCGCGUCGACAUCAUCGCCAAGGCCAAGGCUCUCGGCGUCAAGGUCACCAACCCCAAGGGCCGCGUCACCACCGAGGCUUAAAUGGAUAUGGAAUGAAUGUAAAGAAAGCCCAAGAAAUUUCAUCAUUUUCAUUUUCAUUUUUCAUUAAAACUCUUUUUUU
Molecule: messenger RNA, 691 nt
Organism: Aspergillus eucalypticola CBS 122712
Lineage: Eukaryota; Fungi; Ascomycota; Eurotiomycetes; Eurotiales; Aspergillaceae
Product: 60S ribosomal eL32 domain-containing protein
Exons: 5
Coding region: 1-612 (203 amino acids)
Biological process (GO): translation
Cellular component (GO): cytosolic large ribosomal subunit; ribosome
Molecular function (GO): structural constituent of ribosome
Source: RefSeq, a predicted model, not a curated record